AUGGUUGAAUGGUGUGCUAUUGUGUUUGACAAAAAGGGCAGCGAUAGAUCCGCUUGUAGACCCCAACAUCUAGAGGGUGUAUCAAGCUCUUUUGGAAAAGGCUUACUGAAAUGUGCUGGUGCUAUUUAUCACGAAGUUGGAGCGGAUGGGAAGCCCACUAACUUUGCGGGUUCUAAUUUGCACAUCGAGGCUGACACAAAGGAGGAGGCUUUACAGGUGAUCUACAAUGAUGUAUUCGCCAAAGAAGGCAUUUGGGAUCUCGAUAAUAUAAUUAUCUACCCGUUCGGCUGUGCGGUCCGUGCUCCUAAAUAA
Molecule: messenger RNA, 312 nt
Organism: Lachancea dasiensis
Lineage: Eukaryota; Fungi; Ascomycota; Saccharomycetes; Saccharomycetales; Saccharomycetaceae
Source: the annotation of a GenBank genome assembly